GUCGACAAUAGAACACAAAAUUCCGACGGUGUUGGCCGACUAGCGCUGUUCGUUGAUACUCUCUUUCGCCGCUUCUUGCUGGUCGUUGAAUGUCAUCGUUGUCGUGAUUACUUGCAGAGCCCCGCCCUGCCAUCUUUCGCCUCGCAUUAUUUAUCUCGCAACUGCCUGCACGUCCGGCAGUCUCUGUACACUCGUUGAUCACUCCCGCUCAUUGUACGAAUUUGUCGUCCUCCCUCCAUCAUUCCCGCCCAGAUGCAUAUUGCACGGAACCACCACGUCAAACGUCAGUCAUCGGAUGACCCCCUCUCAGUCGCAGCUGCAGCCGGCAUUGGCUCUGCGACUACUGCUCCUGCAGCCUCCGUCAUCGCCACUGGCAGCCUCCUCCUUGCCAGCCAGUCCGCGGAGGCAGUGGUCGCUUCUUUCAACCUCGUACCCACGGCAUCGGGGGCCAUAACUGUCAGUUCAAUCCCGAGUGCCGCCAUCUCUCCAUCUCCUUCACCUUCCGCCGGUGCCGCCGGUGCCGCCUCGUCCAGUAGCUCCUCUAUAUCCAUGGGCACCGUUAUUGGCAUCUGUGUCGGCGCAUUCGCUGGGCUUGCUGUCCUUGUCUUAUUCGUUGUUUGGAUCCUCAAGAGAACGUCUCCAACAUCCAGCCGGCGAGCUCAAGGUGGCCCCUCGACGCCAUCGCCCCUUAAUGCCCGCGGGGAGGAUGACCGUCGCCGGUCUCGCUUAGAGCCUUGGAGCAAAUUAGGCGACGAUGACGAUAGGUGGGACGGCAUGCAACAUGCGACCGAGAAGGCUGGAGACCACUCUGGCCAGAGCGACAAAUUCUCCAUGUUUCAUAAAACGCCCAGCAUGCGCUCUGCAUCGGACGAGAAGGGUCACAACGACUUUGACAUGUCCACCAUGCCGAACUUCGCCACAUAUCAUCCUGAUUUAGCGGAAGAGUUCGCUAAAGCCCCUGAGCGGCCCUUUAUGGGUCGGAUUGAUGGGGCGCCUGUCAUCUCCUGGGACGGAGAGACGGUUGGAGAUGACUCUUUCCUAUCGAUGAGAUCCGUGCGCAUGUCGGAUACCGCUGUACUAGCAACAUCUCCAACCACAGUGAUGGCACGACAGACGCCCCAGGCCACUUCUUCUGUACUGCACCGUUGGGAAUCUGCGGAGGUGCUGACCAUGGACAUCACCGACACUCCGGCUCCACAGGAUGAUGAUAGCAAGAAUCCGUUCGCUGAUGAAGUUGAGCAUAGGAAGAGCACGACCAAUCCCUUCUUCAAUGCACAGCCUGGCGUCAUGCACAAUCCAUUCUCAGACACAUACACUGUCAAGGGACGCAAACGUCGCUCUUCCAUCAAGUCACGAUCAAUCUCGACCCAGAGCGACGAUCAUGAACAGGCAAUGCAGUCACUCAUCGCUGCAUUGGACAUCCCGGAAACGCUGCCUCCUACCCCAGAGAGGGACAUGGCGAGCAGGGUGUCGAUGCAGCCGUCCAUCAACUCGGAGCUUUUGACCGCCGACAACGAGACCAUGAGCGCAUUCCCCAUGCCGCCGUCUCCCAAAGCUGUCUAACGGGGUGGAUUUUCCCUUGGCCUUUUGAACUCCAUCUCACAUCCGUCACGCACCUUGUCCGCCCUAGUCACUUUCGAUUCAAGCCUCUCACCACCAUCUCUUUGCACUGCUAGUCCCUCCCUCUCUCCCCGUGUCACUCCGAUCCUGCUACUUGACUCGCGUCCAUCACGUGUUGUGCCUAUAUCCCCGACUUGUCCAUGCCAUUCAUUCUUUCUCAACCCGCAUGUUCACGUCUUCACGAUCCGGCAUCGAAUUUCACAUCUUCUUAUAGUUCCCCGUUACGUUCGAAUGUUCAGCAGGACCUUCUGUUCAAUGCAGGUUUACGGUGUCUAUACUCUUUCUAUAGCUCUUGCUAUUUUUUUUAAUAAUUUAUCGUGCUUGCUUGCGCGUCCUCAGGCUGGCACACGAGGCUCAUACGAUACGGCUGAUCAAAUACUAUAUCUGCUUGGAAGGGCAACCCUUUC
Messenger RNA from Heterobasidion irregulare TC 32-1, 2027 nucleotides. RefSeq lists its product as uncharacterized. The coding region runs from base 253 to 1563 and encodes 436 amino acids. Lineage: Eukaryota; Fungi; Basidiomycota; Agaricomycetes; Russulales; Bondarzewiaceae. The record is from RefSeq and is a predicted model, not a curated record. The transcript has 2 exons.